AUGGUUAAGGAAACCAUCUGGGAAGAAACUACUGUGGCCAGCUACAGGGAUGCCAAAAGCCAAGAACUGGUGCCUCCUAGUGGAACUGUAGCGUUUCCUCGAAAGCCAUUCCGUCCAGGAGUUAAGGUGGCCGCUGCACGCCCGGGAACUUUCUCAGUCCAGCCCACCGGCCUUUACCCUAGCCAACGACCUGUUGCCUUUGGCCGCCGGCCGAGUCACGGGCGGGCGGUCGGGGGUCCGCGUCUGAGGGAAGAGAGCCCAGAAGGCCGCAGACGCGCGCCUGGCUCGGGUCGUUUCGCCGACGGCGCACCUGAGCUUUUUUAUCCUGAAUGCAUUAAAUUAGGAAAAAACAUGAAGAUACAUUCCGUGGACCAAGGGGCAGACCACAUGCUGAUUCUCUCAUCAGAUGGAAAACCAUUUGAGUAUGACUACAACAUGAAACAUCUAAGGUCUGAAAGCAUUUUACAAGAAAAAAAAAUAAUUCAGAUCACGUGUGGAGAUUAUCAUUCUCUUGCACUCUCAAAAGGUGGUGAGCUUUUUGCCUGGGGACAGAACCUGCAUGGGCAGCUUGGAGUUGGAAGGAAAUUUCCCUCAACCACCACACCACAGAUUGUGGAGCACCUCGCAGGAGUACCCUUGGCUCAGAUUUCUGCCGGAGAAGCCCACAGCAUGGCCUUAUCCAUGUCUGGCAACAUUUAUUCAUGGGGAAAAAAUGAAUUUGGACAACUAGGCCUGGGCCACACUGAGAGUAAAGAUUCUCCUUCCCUUAUUGAAGCACUAGACAAUCAGAAAGUUGAAUUUCUCGCUUGUGGUGGCUCUCACAGUGCCCUGCUCACACAGGAUGGGCUGCUGUUUACUUUUGGUGCUGGAAAACAUGGGCAACUUGGUCAUAAUUCAACACAGAAUGAGCUAAGACCCUGUUUGGUGGCUGAGCUUGUUGGGAAUAGAGUGACUCAGAUAGCAUGUGGAAGGUGGCACACGCUUGCCUAUGUUUCUGAUUUGGGAAAGGUCUUUUCCUUUGGUUCUGGAAAAGACGGACAACUGGGAAACGGUGGAACACUUGACCAGCUGAUACCGCUUCCUGUGAAAGUAUCAUCAAGUGAAGAACUCAAACUUGAAAGCCAUACCUCAGAAAAGGAGUUAAUAAUGAUUGCUGGAGGGAAUCAAAGCAUUUUGCUCUGGAUAAAGAAAGAGAAUUCCUAUGUUAAUCUGAAGAGGACAAUUCCUACACUGAAUGAAGGGACUGUAAAGAGAUGGAUUGCUGAUGUGGAGACUAAACGGUGGCAUAGCACAAAAAGGGAAAUCCAAGAGAUAUUUUCAUCUCCUGCUUGUCUAACUGGAAGUUUUUUAAGGAAAAGAAGAACUGCAGAAAUGAUGCCUGUUUAUUUGGACUUAAAUAAAGCAAGAAACAUCUUCAAGGAGUUAACCCAAAAGGACUGGAUUACUAACAUGAUAACCACCUGCCUCAAAGAUAAUCUGCUCAAAAGACUUCCAUUUCAUUCUCCACACCAAGAAGCUUUAGAAGUUUUCUUCCUUCUCCCAGAAUGUCCUGUGAUGCAUCUUUCUAACAACUGGGAGAGCCUUGUGGUUCCAUUUGCAAAGGUUGUUUGUAAAAUGAGUGACCCGUCUUCACUGGUUCUGGAUAACAUCAGAAUAUUUGAUAUUUGUCAGGCUCCGCACCUCAGCAGGAGGCCACCAGGAACCAUGAAGAUGAAGCACCCAUUUUCUCUUCAUAUUUUAUUUAAGGUAAACCAGAUGAAAUGUCAACUACCUGAAAGUAUUUUCCAAGUAGACGAACUCUUGUACCGUCUCAAUUUUUUUGUAGAAGUAUGCAGAAGGUGCUUGUGGAAAAUGACUGUGGACACUUCAGAAAAUGCAGGAUGCUGGGUCAUAUUCAGUCGCUUUCCAUUUAUCUUUAAUCAUCUGUCGAAAAUUAAACUACUACAUACAGACACACUUUUAAAAAUAGAGGGUAAAAAACAUAAAGCUUAUCUUAUGUCGGCAGCAAUUGAGGAAGAAAGAGAGUCUGAUUUCGCUUUGAUGCCCACGUUUAAUCUAACAGUCAGAAGGAAUCACCUGAUUGAGGAUGUUUUGAAUCAGCUAAGUCAAUUUGAGAAUGAAGACCUGAGGAAAGAGUUAUGGGUUUCAUUUAGUGGAGAAAUUGGGUAUGACCUUAUAGGAGUUAAGAGAGAGUUCUUCUACUGUCUGUUUGAAGAGAUGAUCCAGCCAGAAUAUGGGAUGUUCAUGUAUCCUGAAGGGGCUUCCUGCAUGUGGUUUCCUGUCAGGCCUAAAUUUGAGAAGAAAAGGUAUUUCUUCUUUGGGCUUCUAUGUGGACUUUCCCUGUUCAAUUGCAAUGUUGCCAACCUCCCUUUCCCACUGGCACUGUUUAAGAAACUUUUGGACCAAAUGCCAUCAUUGGAAGACUUGAAAGAACUCAGUCCUGAUUUGGGAAAGAAUUUGCAAACACUUCUGGAUGACGAAGGUGAUAACUUUGAAGAAGUAUUUUACAUCCAUUUUAAUGUACACUGGGACAGAAACGACACAAACUUAAUUCCUAAUGGAAGUAGCAUAAUUGUCAACCAGACUAACAAGAGAGACUAUGUUUCUAAGUAUAUCGAUUACAUUUUCAAUGACUCUGUGAAGGCGGUUUAUGAAGAAUUUCGGAGAGGAUUUUACAAAAUGUGUGACGAAGACAUUAUCAAAUUAUUCCACCCCGAAGAACUGAAGGAUGUGAUUGUUGGACAUACAGAUUAUGAUUGGAAAACAUUUGAAAAGAAUGCACGUUAUGAACCAGGAUAUAACAGUUCACAUCCCACCAUAGUGAUGUUUUGGAAGGCUUUCCACAAGCUGACGCUGGAAGAAAAGAAAAAAUUCCUUGUAUUUCUUACAGGAACUGACAGACUACAAACGAAAGAUUUAAAGAAUAUGAAAAUAACAUUUUGCUGUCCUGAAAGUUGGAAUGAAAGAGACCCUAUGAGAGCACUGACAUGUUUCAGUGUCCUCUUCCUCCCUAAAUAUUCUACAAUGGAAACAGUGGAAGAAGCGCUUCAAGUAGCCAUCAACAACAACAGAGGAUUUGGCUGACCAGCAAGCUUGUCCAACAGCCUUAUUUUGUUGUUGUUGUUGUUGUUGUUUCUCUUCUUUGUUUUAGGCUUUUAGCAGCCUGAAGCCAUAGUUUUUCGUUUUUGUCUCUAAUGAGAAGUGGGAAAGAGGGAUGAAGAAGAGGCUUUACUGGCCUAACCAGAAACAGAAACUAAGAACCCGUGACUGUAUUCUCUCCCUUGGAAACCCCUAUGUCUACAUCAUAUUCCUUACCUCUUUGGGAAAAUAUUUUUCAAAAAUAAAAUAACUGAAAAAUUA
Messenger RNA from Mandrillus leucophaeus (drill), 3360 nucleotides. It is a transcript of the gene HERC5, whose product is annotated as HECT and RLD domain containing E3 ubiquitin protein ligase 5. The record is from RefSeq and is a predicted model, not a curated record. NCBI's taxonomy places the organism in Eukaryota, Metazoa, Chordata, Mammalia, Primates, Cercopithecidae. The transcript has 25 exons. The coding region runs from base 1 to 3084 and encodes 1027 amino acids. Gene Ontology annotation, biological process: ubiquitin-dependent protein catabolic process; ISG15-protein conjugation; protein ubiquitination. Gene Ontology annotation, molecular function: ISG15 transferase activity; ubiquitin protein ligase activity.